This is a messenger RNA of Aplysia californica (California sea hare), 9015 nucleotides long. Its product is annotated as ribosome-binding protein 1. The transcript has 27 exons. NCBI's taxonomy places the organism in Eukaryota, Metazoa, Mollusca, Gastropoda, Aplysiida, Aplysiidae. The record is from RefSeq and is a predicted model, not a curated record. Gene Ontology annotation, cellular component: endoplasmic reticulum membrane. Bases 535 to 3789 code for a protein of 1084 amino acids.
UCCUUUCGUCCUUCCUCUAGAUCUAUUUUUAGAACUCUAAAAUUUGGUAAGUUCGUCCUGUCUGGUGGCAUCCUAUGUGUGUUUUUCCUAUUCCACGUUGCUGAGUCUGCCUUAUUCUUGGAGCGUGAUGAAGACAUCAGUCAGCUGACGACUGUGGCAACAUAUGCUUUUGUAGGAGAAAAGGGGUGUGGUGCUGUAAUAAGAGUCAGAGGAGACAAAUUGAAACGGAAUUCAGAUUUGGACGUCAAGGAAAAAAAUAUUUUCCAUUUUAAAUAACUCUUGCUUGAUGCUGGAAAUUACUGUGGAGACUUUAAUAUUCAUUUAGUUGCGAUGGAAAGCACGUCUAGGGAAUAGUUUGAAACUGUUUGGACAUUCUUAGUUUCUCUCAAAUGAGUAGAUAGAUCUAAUUUCUGAGUCGUGUUUGAAUUUCCUCUAUUAUACUCUAUAGGUGUGGACUUUUCAUUUGACAAACAUUGUAUUGUAUAAGGGAUAUCAUUUUGCAACGUCAACUGUGAAACUGAGCUUUCCACCAAAAUGGAGAUCAUUACAAUCCUUAUUGGUGUUGCUGUUUUUAUUAUAUCAGCUUUAAUGAUAUAUUGCAUUUCCGCAUUCUCUAUGAGAGAGAAGACUUUUGAAGAGGUUAUGGAAGAACAGAAACGUAGACAAGAAGAGGAGCGAGAAAAAGCGAAAGCUGAAAAGAAAGCUGAGAAAGAGCAGCAUAAAAAGAAAUACAAAAAAGGGAAACAAGAGAAAGUGAAAGAGAAGUCAGCUCAGGUUACAGAACCAGAACUGAAAGUGGAACAUAAAGUCAAAAUGGUCAACCUAGAAAUCGAGCCUGAGAUAAUUGAACGCACUGAAAGUUUGGGAUUGAAUGCUGGACUGAGACAGAGAGGGAAGAGAGACAAGUCCUCAAAGUCGAUCCUUCAUAACAAAGAUGAAAUUGCCCCAGUGGCAGACAAAACUGUGGAAAUGCGACACAAACAAGUGGCUCCCAAGGAUGAACUGGAACUGAAGAAGGCCCAUGAGAAAGUUGUCGUUGAGAAAAUUGAAAAGGUGAAGGCUGUACAGCAGCAGCAGGAAGUAAAAGAGAGUAGGCAGAAGCACUCCAUGGAGUCAAAAGAAAAUCUGCCUCCUAAGAAGAAUGAAGAAACCCUGAAACAACCAAAAGGAACUCCAAAGGGAACACCAGUAAAGCAGAACAUCGCAGAACAGGACAAACGUUCUAACAAGAUCAAGUCAGAUGAUGUUCAGUUGAAUGGGUCGCAGCUGAUUUCGUCUGUCAAAACAGCCAAACUGUCAGAUGAGGAGCUUCAGGCUUUAAUUGAAAUUUUGCUAAAUAGGCAAGGCUUAGCUCCAUCUAGCCCUGUGAAUCAAGCUGAAUCAUGGAACAAGAAAAGCCAGAAAGGUGACCCAAUGUCCUUACUCAAGAGACAGCUGGAAGAAAAAGAGAGGGCACUGCAAGAAGAGCAAAACUUGGCCAUGUCGGCUAACAGCAAAGUGAAGGAACUGAGAAAUGAACUUGGAACGGAGAAAACAAAGUAUACUGCCCUUGAGAAAAGAUUCCAGGAGAAAGUUUCUCAUCAGCAAGCGGAAUUGGAUGCACUGCAGCAGCGUAUGCAGCAUACCCACGAACAGCACCUGAUGGAGACCAACGGCCUUCAGGCAAGACUUCGUCAAGUGGAACAAGGCGGUGGCGGAGGUGGAGGUGACCAGGCUGCUGUUCAGAAACUGUCUGCGGAAAACAAAAUUCUUCAAGAAACCCUGUCUUUGAAGGCGAAAGAAAAUGUGAGCUUGAAUGAAAAAGUGAAGAAUUUUGAAAAGGAUCUGAACAACAGUAACGCCAAGCUCCUGGCCAGUGAGACGGCAAGGAAAAGCGCAGAAACCAAAGUUUCCACUAGUGAAGAAAAAAUCCGCAAGCUGGAGGGCGGACAGAAAGGUGCUGACGCCAUGAUCAACAAGAGAGUGGAAGAGGUCGCUAUUCAGCUGAGAAAAAGUGAAAGUAGAAAUGAUUCCCUGUCUUCUGAUUUACAAAAUGCUACCAGUGCUCUCAGCACAGCUGAGGCGGAAGUCAGCACUUUGAAGGGAAAGCUUCAGGAACUGGAGACUCACUUAAGUCGGGCGGAUGCCAGCAAAGAGGUGGAAUCCAAGCUGCAGGAGUCAGAAAGAAAGCGUUCAGAUUUGGAAGGAAAUGUCAAGAACCUCGAGAAACAGUUGGCUGAUCUUUCCAGAAGAUUGAGUGAAAGUGAAACGGAAAUGCUGCGUUUACAACAAGAGAACCGCAGCCUUGUGGACGAGAACAAGACAAUCAGUGAGAGAGUGCAGGCGGCUCCUGCUGCCAAUGGAGACAUUCAUGAACAGAAUGGUCCUUCAUUGUCCAUGGAAGAGCAUGAGAGAAUUGUAAAAGAAAAGAGUGAGGAAGUGACUGCGCUGACGGCCAACCUGGAAGGUCAGAAAAAAGCUACUGCGAACCUGCAGGUCCAGGUGGACACACAGACUGCCCAGGUGUCUGAGUUACAGCAACAGUUGGCGCAGCAGAAGGCUAAAAAUAAUGAAUUGCGUGAAAAGAACUGGAAAGCUAUGGAAGCGUUAGAAAAAGCAGAAAAAAGUUCUGCCGAAAAAGCCGAUAAGGCCCUUAAAUCUGCUAGGGAAAUGAGUUCUGCUGGAAGUGUUGAGAUUGAGACUAAUGACAAAGCUGUCUUUCAACGCUUGUUCCCAGAGGUUAAAGUCUCUGACAAACUGGCUCACAAAGAGUGGGUAGUUGCAUUCGAGAAACAGGCUCUCAAGAAACUCCAAAGUAGUGUGAACGAGGACAGCUACAAAACAUUGGAAGAAGAAAAUAAAAAGUUUCAGCUUCAAAUAACGAAAUAUGAAGCUCAGAGUACUGAACUGAAUAGCAAAUCUGCAAGAUUACAAGAGGCUGAGAAGGAAUUGUCCCAGCUCAAAUCCAAAAAGUCAUCACAGGUUGAUUCUGCUGCCUAUUCUCAAAUAGAAAAUGAUAACGAGAGGUUAAAAGAGGAGGUGGAACAAUAUCGCAGCAUUGUCUCAGAAACAGAAAAUAAAUUGAAACAGCUGGAGAAAAGUAUAGACGCAGAAGAGAAGAAGUGGAAGGAGAAGUUGAAGGCUGCAGAGUCAUCUUCAUCUAAGAAUUCAGGCUCUGUACAGAGGAUAGCUGAAUUGGAGAAAAUCAUAGCUGAUCAAGAGAAGCAGAUGCAGGAGUACAGAAAUGUUUUGUCUCUCACAGAAAAUAGUUUAAAACAAUUAGAGAGCAAAGUAGCCACGGAGGAAAAUGCCUGGCAGGGGAAAGUUAACUCUUCGCAGUCACAGCUGGUCCAGACUCAAGAAGAGUUAACCAACUUGAAGAAGCAACUGUUGGACUCUCGGGGUAGUGAAGAGUUGCCAGAGGGAUCUAUGCAGACCAAGGUGGAAACUCUGGAGGAGGAGUUGAGAGAGUCUCAGGAAAAGAUCAUUGUCCUCACUUCCGAGAAGGAGACGGUGAUUACUAAAGUCAUGGAGCUUGAGAAAACAACAACUUCUGGAAGUUCAGAUAAAGAAGUGGAAGAGCUCCGCAGUCAGGUACAGGUAGAGCGCAAGAAGAACAAAGACCUGUCUCUGAACGUGGUCAAACUGAACGGCAUCAUCAAGACUGGCCAGGACGCGCUGUCCCAAGAGCAGGAGCUGGUCAAGAAACUGCAGGAACAGCUGGACUACAAGUCUGUGAAGUCUGGAGUGUCUGAGUCGGAAGAAAUAGAGCAGGCUGCUUCAAGCACUGACAAUGGAACGUCUGUCUGAUGUCCGGCCGCAGCUGGGACUCUGUGAGGAGCUGGCACACCCACGUGGACCCAGCCCGAGAUCUUGCAACUUUGAUGCACGUUUUUAUCGUUUCUUUUUUUUAUUUGCAAACAAGGUGUAUGUGUUCAGAGGAGCCGAAGGGACGAAGACAGAUCGGAGAUCUAGAUCGUUUGUCCUGGUUAAACUGUCCUUGAGUUGAAAUCAAUAUAUAUACAUAAUGGAUCAAAGAAUCUGUGUAACGAAGGAGACAGGAUUUGACUUUCUGUUUAUGUAAAUCACCAUCAUCUCUGAAUUGAUACGCUGUUGACUACUGCACAUCUUGCUUGUUCUCCUGAUUCAUUCUCUUAGCCAUGUCCUCCUGAUGUAGUUCAUUUUUGUCACCUUUUUUUGAAGUGCUUUAAACAGUGCUUUAAACUUGCAGUGUUUGGAGGGGAGGAAAAGUGGAAGUAGUCAGAGCAGUCAGUCUUUGAUGAAAUAUUAACAUCUUUAUAAGCCGUUUGUUUCCCAUUUGCUAACACACUAAAUGACUCAACCAGAUUUUAGAGAGAAAUCAUUUCUUUGCACUGAGCAAUCGCAAAAUGUAGCCGAACCUAUUUAUUUCCCCUUUUUUUUUUAGCAGCCAAGAAGAGAAAAAUGACAACUGUGGUGUAGUCAGACCACAGGGAAAGAACUCUGCACUCUUUUUCUCACUUUUGAGAAACUGUGUUUGAGAAAAUUGCUUGUGCACCCAUUGUCAUUUGUAAUUGUUGAGCUACAUGCCUGCGCUUUCUCGCGGUGGUGGUGGUGGUGUGCGUCAUGUGACAGGGUAUGCUAUAACUACAAGGCCUGUCUUGUUUUAUCUCCCGUCGCCAAUGUUUUUGUUGAACACUUCAGGGCCAUGAGGUAACAAUUUAGCAUUGUUUCACAUGUGCCCCCAUUUUCCUUGCCCCUACUGAAUAGCUUCCCUUUGGCAUGUACAUGACUCUGCUUGUGUUACUGUAUGAUGUGUCCUCUAGCACACUUGUUGUAGGUAUAUGCAGGGUGAAGGUGCUAUCAUUUGCUCUUUUUUAACUUCUAGAAGAAAUUAUUUUUUCUUCUGAUAUUUUUUAAAUCUAUGUUUACAAUAGUGCAGAGACAAUCUGCGUAUUAUGCUAUAACAAGAAUUGUGUUGGUAUGAGAUGUGAAAGGAACUUGUUUUAUAUGGCAUGCUUAUGCUGUCAAGGCAAAGUCUAAGUGUAGGGACAUCUUCAAGUUGUGGUUCUCCAAACAAACUUCUGAAAGCGAAUUACUCGCCUUGUCUGUGUAUGUAUUGAUGUUGACUUUGUACUUACAUUGAGCUCUAAUGGAACAGGAUUAUGGAUGGCUUUCAAACAUUUCUGGUGGUUCAAAAUAGUGACCAGCUUGAAAAAAAGCAAUUUUUUAUGGAUUUAUACACCAAGAAGGACUAUUUUUUUGUAACAUUUAUGUAAACUUUGCUUAUUCAGGCGGUACAGGGACUACUUGUAUUUUUGGUGUUUGGUCAACUUGUACUGUUGGCUUUACAUGGUUCAGUUGUCUUAUUGCUUCGUGACGAGAAAUCGAGGAGAAAGUGUUACCUCAUUUGAUUGUUUUUUUUUAGACUGUAAAUUUGAUCACCCAGUAUUAUUACUAUUAUUAGUUGUAGAAAAUCUGUGGAGGAUUGUCUUAACCCUUUUUUGUCUUUAACCUACAUCCUCUUUGUUUUACCAUUCUCUUUUGUAUCUACUUGACGAGCUAUAAUUCUGUUUUGAAAUUGCAGUCUGUGCAACUGUAAUUCAAUCUUCAUUAAAAUAUUUUGUUCUGGAAAUUUGUGCUUGAAAACAAGCUGAUGUAUUUACUUUGUCUUGUCUGGAGGUGCCUAUGGGUUGUGAUCAAAUGUACAGAUUCUAUGUUUAGAUGUAUGCACUUUAACUGAUCUGUUGCAGCUCAAAAUAAGACUUAGCACAUCUUUGGUCUGAGUCCUAGAAAUUAACAUGGAAAGAAAGUGAGAUGGUUUGGAUGAAAGCAACCCUUGUUUUUGGUGUAACUCUCUCACAUGCUCAUAUAAUACAAAAAUGUGGGCUUUUCAUCAAAGUUUUCCCCCAUUUUGAUUUUAAAAGUGUGAUAUGUUGUAAAUGACAGUGAAGUCCUGCAGUUCAAGUAGACUGGCUUUUAGAACCAUUCUCCCAAAUUCCAAGAUUUUCUCUAAUUCAAGCCCUGCCCUGCCCAUCUGGGAAGAUCUUAUGAGCCCAUGCAGUUUGUUCAAAUAUUGUGUAUUUCAUCUUGCAUUGGUGGCAAGGUCUGUAUAAUCCUAGAGUCCAACUUGUCUCAGGUUGAGAUGUGGCAAGAAAGGUAUUCUGUCUUUUCAGUUUUAGCUUCAACUUUAUUGUGCGUGGGAUCUGCUACAUCUAGUGUUUAAGUCUAUCAUUAUGGCACCCGAAUUUGAAUUGUCUCUCAACAUUUUGUCAAGUACUUCAAAUCGGAUUUUGUAAAAUUGUAGAUAUGCGUUUUUUAAAUUUGGCAACCAGAUCAAGACAGGAAAUGAUUUUGAUUGGUUACUGGUAGUUCUUGAUCAGUCACUGAUGGUUCUUGAUUGGUUAUCGAUCAGUCACCAUUGUUUUCACUGCACAUGAAGAAACAUGACAGUCUUAUAACCGAAUUUUUAAAAUUAGUUUAAAGACUGUUAAGAGGAGAUUUAUGUCCCAAGACUUAUGCAUCUUUGGUUCUUGCUGAUCAUUUGGAUUUAAUAAUUAGAUUCUAUCCCAAAAGAGUUUAAUUUCUUAAGAACUUUUUAUGUAUGAAACUAAACUUUCUGAUGUUGAAGUAAAAUGAGUUGUUCUUGUUUUGCAUAAUACUGCUGACUUGUGGAAACAGUGCCAGUUUUGUUUUGCUUUAUGUUUUGUCCAUAGUACGUACUGAUGAUGGUGUGUUCUUCUUCAUGAAGACAUCCACAUGAUGUUACAAACUUCUUUGUCUGUAGUCAAGUAAUAAGCCUUUAGGUGAUGAGCUGUUGAUAGAAAUGUAGUUGUGGUCGGCUCUUUGAAAGACAAGCCCCCUCUUGAAAAAAGGUCGAGCAUCCUACCCUUCUUGUUUGGAUUCCUGGUAAUACGUAAGGUUUUGUUGGUUCUAGAUAGUGACCAUCUCAUUAUCAUAAUGUAUUCAGCAUCAAUGAAGGUAGAGGCUAUUUCCGAACUGACACAGAUACAACUCUCUCACUGUGCUCGUCAAAGCUCUGGCCUGGAGCAGAUAUAGCAUAUAGCAAAUCCAGUCAAGCUUGUUUCCUUCUCUGAGACAGAAAAUGCCCAGUCUUUGCUUUGGCCCAGUUUGCAAGAGCAAAUUGAGGCACUUUCUGUGUUGUGUUGUUUGUGUUGCACACAGGAUGUCCCAACCUGGUCUUUGUCGCGGGUAAAACUUGUUUUCUCUGACCCUUUUGUUUUUGUCACUGGCCGUCCUUUAUGCUUUGAUCUUUUCAUGACUGACAUUGUUAUAUCUUCGUUAAUGGAUGAUGCUACUCACCAUGUUGCAUGUCGAAAUUGCACACAUUCUGCAUUAUAGUAUUGCUUUGAUUUUACAUAAUAUUAUGUUGGCUUCCAUACCAUAAACCACAUGUAGAACUUGCCGUCUUGUUUGAAUUAAAACCAUUCGGUUGUCUAGUAGAUCGCCCAGUUCCUUAUGAAAUAGAAACUGGGGGCUCUUAGCUAGAUAUAGAAGUUAACAUUGUGCGAUACAUCUGUUGUCUUUGAUUACCACCUGUCACGCCAGCCAGCUUGAUAAGUUUACAAGAAGCUCAGAAAGUAGGUCAAUGUGCAAGAUAUGCAUUUGAAUCGUUUUGAUAACAGAAACCAUUUUUAAAAAUUGGGAAUUUUGUGAUGGUAGAAAAGAAGAAAAGAAGCUUGGAUGUGGACUUGUUUCCAUUGCACUUUGUAGGUAUGAUAUUAAACAGCGAGCUGUCAAUUUUCAAGAGCAUGUGCAGGUUCAAAAUUUUUUUUUUUAAUUCAUGCCUCAGUACAUAUAUAUUAAACCAAUUUGUCAAUUAAUUUUUUAGUCAAGAUUUCAGUUAUGAAUCAUUAUAACUAAAAAUUUUAUUGUCCUAAAAUAUGCUCUAUUUAAUUAAAGAACCCAUUAGGAAGGUUAGAAGGAAGACAUGGUGAUAUACUUCCGUGAUCAGCUUUACGUCUACAUAUAUAUAUAUUAUAAUAACUAGUCAUAAAAUGGUAUGUCUCCUGCUGUGAUUUGUAUUGUCUGUAUUUUCUGUAUCUUGUAGAUAAAACAUUCGUCCUUUGAUGAAUGUUGGGGCUGGUGUAGUUUUUCUCCUUUCAACUUUGAAAACUCGGCCUCCGAACUGAUCACCAAAAAAAAAAAAAAUUAAUCUUCAAAAUUUGGAAAUACAGAGUCUGUCUUUUCCUAGAAUCUGCUAAGUAAUGUCAGUGUUACUUUAGUUUGAUCAUCGUAGUACUUUUUUGAGUCAUUUCAGUUGUGUUGCUCAUAUUUCCCUUGUGUCUGGCUUUGUUGAAGGUCAAAUGUUGUUUGGAUCAGAGGAAAAUUCUCAGGAGUUCCUUUCAUUACAUAUAAGGGGGCCAAAAUUGAACACCUGAGGUUUUCAUUUUGCAGUUCAUCAAGGUAAAGAUAGCAUCACGUUGCUCUUUUGUUUUUGCACUGUACACAAGCUUACACAUCAUAGCCAAAAUGCUGUUGUUGUACAUCAUGCCAUGAAGUCGUCAAGAACUUUCUAAUAUUGACCUAUAUCCUGCAUCACCAUUUGCUUUUCUUGUUCAUUGGAAUGUCUCUAUACAUAUUUCGUGUAUUUAUUAUAGGAAUCUGUAUCCAGUAAUCUACCAGCAAACCAUUCUCCUUGAUUGAAGAUGCCCUUUUUCUUUUUGUCUUUUUUUUUUGCCAUUCCUCCCUCAAACUACACUUGAAUCUAGAGACCAGUUUUAAUUCCUUAAGGUUACCAACCACUAAAACAAAGGAAAUGACAGGGAGAAACUGACCUAGGUGUGGUUAAGCAGUUGAGUCUGCCCAAAUUUUCUUUUUCCCUCGUGUGAUUCAUUUCCCUGUGACCUGAGUCCUGCUUUUGGCAGACAGUCGCAAGAUUUUGACACAAGCACAGAGGAAUGAAUGUGUGCAAUAAAUGUCAGCAGCAACUGCCAUGACUUUGGAGGAGUUAGGGAGAUGGCUUGUUCUAGACCUGUUUGAUGGAACCAAAACUUGAUAUCUCAUCUUGAAAUAAACUGUAUGCGUUCAUCAUGA